Messenger RNA from Spinacia oleracea (spinach), 1563 nucleotides. RefSeq lists its product as uncharacterized. Bases 1 to 1563 code for a protein of 520 amino acids. The transcript has 7 exons. The record is from RefSeq and is a predicted model, not a curated record. Lineage: Eukaryota; Viridiplantae; Streptophyta; Magnoliopsida; Caryophyllales; Amaranthaceae.
AUGUCGCGUUACAAGCGUAAAGGGGCCAAUUCAGCUAAGAGGGGACCGCCCGCCAAGUGGGCUAACAACCAAAAUGGUGUGAAGCGAGAUGAAAUUUUCCCGGGUUUAACCUUGGUGAACUUUGAUCGACUAAGUGACAGUGACGAGCCAUUCAUUCUAGCAUCACUAGCUAAGUGUAAACUUGGUGAAUGUCGUAUCCUCUUAUGUGAGCCAGGUUCCAAGCACAGGUUGCAGAAAUUGCAGUUGAAUUUUCCUAGGACCGUAGCUACCAUGGAUGAUCAUCGUGAUAAUGAAAUACAGGGAAUUGAUGGAGCUAGUCAUCCUACGGGGGAAUCACAAGGUACCAACACUAGUAAAAAGACCAAAUUCCGUGGUCCGUCAAAAGGAGUUCAAGCCAAAAAGCCUAUGCAUCUUCAGUAUAAUCAAUAUGGAAUCCCCGAUGGAGAAUGGUCAGGAGAAUACGGGAAGCAAGUUGGGUCUUGUGCUGCUAGAAUUAACAUUAAUGUGAAAGAAUAUUCAACGUUAGAUGAACACACAAAGAAGGGGUUUUGGGAGGAGACCAAGCUUCUGUUCCACAUUAUUGAUGAUCCGGCUAAAAGGAGAGAAAAAUAUUUUCAUAUGUGUGUGGCGAAACGCUUUGGAGCUUUCAAGUCCAGGUUAACGCGGCGUUGGAUAACUAAGAAAGAAAAAAUGCCGAAACAUCAGACAAAUGACAUGCCUUGGGACAUCUACCAUCAAAUCACAGAGGAUGAUUGGAAAACAUUUGUGAUGGAACGAAACAAGCCGGAGAUGUUGGUUCGUAGAGAAAAAGCAAGUAAAAGUGCAUUACAAAACAAGCACCCACAUCGCACAGGCCAAAAGGGUUAUGUUAGAAAGAGACCAGAGUGGAUAAAUGAUGGGCGACUACCGCCAGAGGCAGCUUUAACCCUCUCAAGUGGCUCCUCCUCAGUGACCUCAUCACUCACCACAGCGCCAGAUAGAUUUAAGAAGUUUAGAUCAGUAGAGUGGAUCUUGGCUCAUCAAGUUAAAAACAAAGAGGGAAAGUGGGAAGUUGACCCGAAUGAUAAAGAAGCCGUAAAUAUUGCUAAGAUGGCUUUGGAGUACAUAGAAGAAGAGGGAAAAGGAAAUAUUUCAUUCACCCAGGGAGAAGAUGCCCUCACCAAGGCUAUGGGAAAAAAGGAUCACCGUGGGCGUGUCAAGGCAACAGGUGGAGUUAAUGUCGGUUACAAAGUUGCUUUCGGUCCAAUAGACCGAAGUAGUAGAUGUGGCCAUAUUGAACCAUCACCGGAGGCUAUCGAAUCAAUCAGAGCUUCGGUGAGAAGGGAGUUUGAAGAUCAAUUAGAGAGAAAGGUGGCGGAGGCCCUCCAAAACCAACUAGCCACAUUGAAAGCAACCGGUCAACUAAACACCCUCUCUACCCCUGCACUUGAUUCUGCUCUUGUAAGUGAUGAGUUUGAUGUUAACCGUGCACUCGUAACCUGUUGUCCGAGUUCAUCGCAGCAACCACGCGAGCAGAAGGUAUAUAUUCUCUAUAGUGCAUACACUCAAAAUACCCCUAGCUAG